CACUGAAACUAUUGUCUUGUUUGGAACACUUUUCAGCUCAGAGACAGACACAAAGAUAUGGCUUCGUGGUGUGCUUCGAGGUGCUUUCAGAUUCCGGCGAUGGACGUCGCCGCACUCCGCAACCGCGCCUCCAUCGCCGCCGCCGCCGGCGUAGGGUGCGCUUCCAUUGCCGGCACCUCAUUCCUCCGCUCAUCAAAAUCAAAGCGCGCUUUGCCAUUCACCUGCUUAAGCAUCUCAACUGAUGCCAGUUUAAAGGAAGCUGUUAAAACCGAGAAGGCUCCAGCUGCAUUGGGACCGUAUUCUCAAGCAAUCAAAUCCAACAACCUUCUCUUUGUUUCAGGUGUUCUUGGCCUUGUUCCUGAGACAGGGAAAUUUGUCUCUGAUAAUGUUGAAGAGCAGACAGAGCAGAUCCUUAAAAAUAUGGGGGAAAUCCUUAAAGCCGGUGGUGCCAAUUACUCAUCGGUUGUUAAGACAACAAUCAUGUUGGCUGACUUGAAGGACUUUAAGAAAGUCAACGAGAUCUACGCUAAAUAUUUUCCAUCAACUCCCCCAGCUCGUUCAACAUAUCAGGUAGCUGCAUUGCCAUUGGAUGCAAAGAUUGAAAUUGAGUGCAUAGCAGCUCUAUAAGCAAAAUUGAAGCACCAGUUUCAUAAUAAUAAACCUUGGCCCUUAAGCAAAGUUCAGUUAAUUAAUAAUUCAAAAGGGUGCAUAUAUAUCCUAGUGUUGGAGUUUUAUUUUGGAUUUUUUUGCCACCUCUUUUGAGUUAUCAUGCUCUUGUCAUUACAAUUUGUUCUAGUUACUUGAUUAUGCGGCCAUUAAAAGUGAAAGAAACUAAGCAAACAUGUUGUUUGUUAUGCAGCUUCUUGUAGAAUUUUAUCACAUAAGAAAGAACAUGCAAUGAUGUA
Arachis duranensis is the source of this 905-nucleotide messenger RNA. Its product is annotated as reactive Intermediate Deaminase A, chloroplastic. The record is from RefSeq and is a predicted model, not a curated record. Gene Ontology annotation, molecular function: deaminase activity. The transcript is spliced from 6 exons. NCBI's taxonomy places the organism in Eukaryota, Viridiplantae, Streptophyta, Magnoliopsida, Fabales, Fabaceae. Gene Ontology annotation, cellular component: cytosol. Bases 58 to 627 code for a protein of 189 amino acids.